This is a messenger RNA of Penaeus chinensis, 1286 nucleotides long. RefSeq lists its product as uncharacterized. The transcript has 4 exons. NCBI's taxonomy places the organism in Eukaryota, Metazoa, Arthropoda, Malacostraca, Decapoda, Penaeidae. Bases 525 to 1133 code for a protein of 202 amino acids. The record is from RefSeq and is a predicted model, not a curated record.
UAUAUUCAUUUUGUUUGAUUUUCUCUGCUUAUUCAUCUAAUAUUCUGCUUUUUUGCAUCUCUUUUGUCUGCCCACCAUCUUUUUUUCUGAAUGUAUACUGUCAUUUCCCUAGCCACAGUUUCAGCAUUUCUUUCCUUUCCUUCUCCUUCUUGCCAAUACUCAUCCUACAUGUCUCUUUCUUAUUUUCUUGUCCUCCUUUCUUUAUCACAAGCUCUUUCAUGCUGGGAUUGCCAUGACAUCCAGCACAAAGGACGUGGCAUUAGACCGGAGUCAUUUCGUUGGGACUUCCUGCCGAUCUACAAACCGGAACAGUGCACAUAAUAUUUCCCCCAUAUGGCCCAUGCAUUCAAUCUGCAGCGAGGAAGAAGACUUUCGUGGGUAAACAUCAAAUUACAAACCUAGUAAACUAUUUAACUGCCUUUUACUUGUGAUGCUGUUCUGUCCCACGGCAGAUGACAAUAUACAAUACGUCUAUAUAAUUUCUUCCGGAACCUUGAAUUAGAGGUUAGGAAUUCCCCCUUACAAUGUGCACUAUAAGAGCUCCCACACACGAGGUUGCGGAGGCAGUCCACUCCGACCUCAACAGAACAAGCAACGAUAUCGUUUACAGAACGACGACACAAAGUCGAAAGAUGCAGAUACCGGUGCUAUUUUUGGCUCUGGCUAUGGUUUCAGCAGAAGAGGCGGAGGAAAACACUCGUCUUUUGCUCGGGGCUCGACCUCAAGUGACCAGUCAACACAGCCUUACCUUGUCGUCCUCUUCGGGCCCCUUGAGUCCUACCGGCCUGCUUCUUAGCAUUUUCAGCAGCGCUGCACAAUCGAAGCCGCGCCCUCACACGACUAGCAGACCAUACCCCACAACGCUCCAUCAGUCGUGCACCUACUGGUGUGCCACGCCCGAAAAUCAGUUCUACUGCUGCGAGCACGGGCCAACCAAGCCUACAUUGCCGCCCUUCGGGAGACCCGGAUGCUGCCCCGCUGUCCGUCCGGAGUGCCCGACCACCCGCGUCGGUCCUCCAGAGACCUGCUCCCACGACCACGCCUGCACCAGGAGCCCCACAGACAAAUGCUGCUUCGACCGAUGCCUGGGGCGCCAUGUUUGCAAACCUGCGCAGCCGUGUUAUACUUUCUAGGAUACCUGAAGGUCUGGUUGUAUUUGUAGCUAAAAAAUAUUGAGGAAACAUUGUUCAGAAAUAAAGCUUUCGAUUAAGUAAAUGACUGUUGCUAGUAUUUCCUUAAUGUCAGUUUAUUAUACCUACCUCCAUUCAUAUAAAUAUAUAUCUAUA